AUGCGUAUCCCAGUCUGUAGCCCGGAGCGUGCCUUCAGAUCCUGGGACAAGGCGAAGAAGGGCGGGACUGAAAACUGGCCAUGCGAUGUUCUAACGGGCAAGGAUACAUGUGGGGACUCAACGUUUGAGAACGAUACCAGUGGUGGAUCACCUUUGGUCGAAGACUGUCUUCAAAUCAUCAAGAAUAUUGAGGGAGACAUCGACGAUGAGUAUACCACUGAGAUUGUGACACAACGUGAGCUUCUCUGGUAUGGUACUUGUGCGUUUUGCGUGGAGGCUACCAAGGUGAACGGGAAUGCGAACUUUGUUGUUGACGGGCAGGAUGUGAUUGAUAUUAUCAAUGAGGCAGCCAAGCGAUUUGGGGAUAGUGAUGGCAGGGUGGGAGCGAAGGGUGAUAUGGAUUGCAAUGGCAACAUUAAGCAACAGCCAGUGAAGUGGGGUAUUUAUCAUACUUGA
Penicillium cosmopolitanum is the source of this 456-nucleotide messenger RNA. RefSeq lists its product as uncharacterized. The record is from RefSeq and is a predicted model, not a curated record. NCBI's taxonomy places the organism in Eukaryota, Fungi, Ascomycota, Eurotiomycetes, Eurotiales, Aspergillaceae. The coding region runs from base 1 to 456 and encodes 151 amino acids. The transcript has a single exon.